CAUGUUUGAUAAAUUAGCUAAACUAUCUUAAAUUUCGGCAAGUAAGUAUGGUUAUUUAAUUAUUUAUUUUUAUUUCCAAAAGGCUUGUAAAGAACUGGUCCGAUCUGUUUCAGAAAUAUGAAGUGCACGGUUUUUACAUUUAUUUGUUUAUUUGCAUUCGGGCAAGCAGCCGUUGCAGGGCUGCAGAAUGAUUUUGAUGAUACAGCAACUGGACUGAAAGCUGCUUCUGACUUGGUUAACGAGGAUGACCAACCACUGUCACAAAAGUUGGCUUCACUGGAAAUCUCGCAGCUAAACGCCGUAGCUGAUCUCAUUAGGAAUAUACUAGAAGGAUUCAGGGUUAUCGUGAUAUAUGGAAAUGACAUCUUACCCCCUCUAGACCCACUGCAUAUUCCGUCUCUCGGUCCUAUACAUUUCACGACUACAGGAGUUCGCGUGACAGCGCAAUUGGAGGACUUCAAUAUGCAAGGUCUGCGUUGGUACGUUGUAGACGAUACAUCUUUCAACGCGCUGAGGUUAACAAUUGGAAUGAAGAUGACCGUACCGUGGAUCACUGCAACAGGUACGUACGACGCACAUGCCUUCAUAACGUUGAUUCAACAUCGUGCUGGUGGUCGGUACAGGUUCUUCGUAAAUCGCCUCGAAACUAGUGUGGACCUCCGGGUGGGUACUAACAUUCUGGGAGGCGGAACUCUAAUCCUUCGCGAGCUCGAUAUUGACUUAAAAAUCCAUGAUGUGCAGGUAAACAUUGAGGGCAUGGUUGGGUCGAGUAUCCUCAAUUCAAUGAUCAAUUCGAUGGUCCAAAAUGCCGCUCAUAACCUGUUGGUCGAAGAAUUGCAUCUUAUUAGUGACAUGCUCAGCAGAGAACUAUUUGACGUCAUCAACGACCUCCUCAGCAAUUUCACACUGGAUGAUUUACUUGGGAUCAAUUGAUUCCUGACGU
Hyposmocoma kahamanoa is the source of this 943-nucleotide messenger RNA. RefSeq lists its product as uncharacterized. Bases 118 to 933 code for a protein of 271 amino acids. The record is from RefSeq and is a predicted model, not a curated record. Gene Ontology annotation, molecular function: lipid binding. The transcript is spliced from 6 exons. Lineage: Eukaryota; Metazoa; Arthropoda; Insecta; Lepidoptera; Cosmopterigidae.